AUGGCUGAGGCCUCGCUCCGAGACUCGGAAGCCACACCUUGCCCCAGUGUUGUGGAACUGGAGGAGCUCCUGAGGGCAGGGAAAAUCUCUUCUUGCAACCGGGCGGAUGAAGUUUGGCCCAACCUUUACAUCGGAGAUGCGAUGGAUUCCCUGCAAAAGCAGGACCUCCGGAGACCCAAGAUCCACGGAACAGUCUCUGUGUCCCCAUACCAGCCGCCCACACUGUCCUCCCUGCAGCGCCUGCUGUGGGUCCGCCGGGCCACCAUGCUGAGCCACAUCGACGAGGUCUGGCCCAACCUCUUCCUGGGAGAUGCGUACGCAGCCCGGGACAAGAGCAAGCUGGCCCAGCUGGGCAUCACCCAUAUUGUGAAUGUUGCUGCGGGCAAGUUUCAAGUGGACACAGGUGCCAAGUUCUAUCACGGAAUGCCCUUGGAGUACUAUGGCAUCGAGGCUGACGACAACCCCUUCUUUGACCUCAGUGUCUACUUCCUGCCUGUCGCCCGAUACAUCCGAACUGCCCUCAGUGUUCCCCAAGGCCGCGUGCUGGUCCACUGCGCCAUGGGGGUGAGCCGCUCGGCCACUGUCGUCCUGGCCUUCCUCAUGAUCUACGAGAACAUGACGCUGGUGAAGGCCAUCCAGACGGUGCAGACCCACCGCGACAUCUGCCCCAACUCGGGCUUCCUCCGGCAGCUCCAGGUGCUGGACAACCGACUGGGGCGGGAGACCGGGCGACACUGA
This is a messenger RNA of Pipistrellus nathusii (Nathusius's pipistrelle), 738 nucleotides long. Lineage: Eukaryota; Metazoa; Chordata; Mammalia; Chiroptera; Vespertilionidae. The record is from the annotation of a GenBank genome assembly.